UGUCCAUCCCAUAGGCCACAAUAGCAGGAAUCAAGAUGCAGACCAUUCAGACAAUUGAGAUGCAGUUACCUGUCCUUCGAGAGAGUUUCCACUCCUCUCCCUUCAGAGAGAGAGCAAAAGAGCGCAGGAAGAGCAGCCUGUCAAAUCUCAUCAGAAGACAACAGCAACAGUUAUUACGUGAGCAACAGCAGUCAGUAUUACAUCAGAAACAACAGCCAUCCUCGCCCUUACAAGGCCACACUGCACAUGCUCAGUUGGUCCGCUCUUCCAGCAGCCCAUUAUGUGACCUGGCGGAGCAAAUAGGCGAGCUAGAGAAAGUGAGAGGCAUUGGGAGGCAGGGGGAGCUGUCUCACAGACAGUCCUCAGAUACAGCGUCACAGCCAGCAUCAUCACAGCAGCUGCUGCUGGCGGUGAAGAGAGAGAGAGAGGGAUUACUGAGGGAGGGGGAGAAAGUGCAAGGGAGCACUGAGAGGGAGAGAGAGGAGAAGAGAGAACGAGAAAGUCAAUCUGAGCGCACACGUUCCCAGCAUGGCCUGAUCGCUAAAGGUGUUCGCCUUCUGAGGAUCAUGGGAAACCAGGAGGCAAAACAGAAGAAGCCCACUGUCACGACAGGAGCAGAAGGUGAGGGGAACGGAGCAGGCACUGAGGACCAUGUCAAAAAGAUUAAGAAAAGUAAAUCAUCUGCCGAAUCAGGCAAGAAGAAAUCCAAAUCGGAGGGUUCCAAAGGUUCUGUGUUUUCCAACAUCCGCAUCCGUAAGGGCCUCUCCCGGAAAGUGUUGUCCAAAGAGGAUGUACUGGAUGGUGGGAUUAGGAUUAAGCCUGCUGAUGCAAAUGGCAACAGUAAUGGUGGAAUAUCUGGUGAUGAGAGUUGCAUGCCUGACUCUAAGCAACUCACGGCUGAAAGUAGGCAGUCGACUCUGGACACCACUGAAGAUGAUGUUGAAAGAGAGACUGAGGGAUCGGGGUCAGAUACAGACCUCUGCAGCUAUCAUUCAGCUGCCGAGGCUCAAGAUCUGCUGUCGGACAUCCAGAGAACCAUCAGACAGAUGGAGGGAGUUGAUGAGAGGCAAAACUGUCACUCUGAGGACAAGGAGAGACAAGUCGGGUUCGAAGGCCAUGUUGAAGUCACUCACGGUCCUACAAGAGGUAGUCUUGCUUGUGAGGGUGAACCGGAAAAGUUAGAAGGUGCUUCUGACAGCAAAUAUCUCAAUCUGAUAUGUAGUGGGGAUACAACAGGAGGGGUGAUCACAUCAAAAUUAAAGAUAGAAUCAGAUGGGAAAGUUGCUGAUAUUCCAAAUAAAGCUGACCACUUGUCCAGUUUGUCUAGUGACUACAGUAUUCAGGAUGCUGUACCAGAGACAAAUAGUGUCCAGGAUGCAAGAGCUUUUACUCAUUCAACAAGUAACUACAGUUUUCAGGACAAUACAGGAACAUCCACUUCUUACGAGAGUGCUGAAGAGAUCUUGGAGAGUUCAUCUUUAUCUUCUCCUCUUGAAGAGUGUCAUUAUGAUAGCAAUAGUCUGACUCAGAGCCUUGAAGUUGGUCUGAAUUCGAGCAAUCACAUGUCCAAAAUCAACCGGGUCAUUUUUGUUCCACAGAAGAGCAUUAGUAGUGUAGAGCUGAACGUAGAUGGUGAUGGUCCAGUAGAAGAGGUAGACAGGGGUUUUUCCACCCAACCAAGAAGGAAAAGCAGUGCUGCAUCUAUGACACAGUGGUCAUCGGAGAACUUUUUAGGCUCUGGGUCGCGACCUCGUAGAACCUCCAGUGCAAACCUUGGGGUUAAACCUUAUCCCACAAUACAGACUUCUUAUGUUAAAACAACCACCAGACAGCUCACCUCACCCAUAAUAUCUCCAUUCACUACUCCUUCACCAAGCCCUAUGUGUCCUCGCAAGGUUGGCUUAGAGUUUGGAACAGGUCAAGGGCCGUACCGAGCCGGAAGCUGGAGAGCACGAAGGCAGCGAUCCUGUAGCAUUGCAGGUCCAGUGGGCUGCCAUGAGGAAUGGUGUGAGGUCAUACAUGAUCAGUCUGAACUUAUAGAGAGUGGCUUCCAGACUGAUAGAUCCAGGCAAACAACAUCCACUUUUCCAGAUGUGUUUUCAGGUAGCUCUCUAUUGGAGAGGUGUUUCUUACAGUGGAGCUCAUCUGAAGAUGACAGUGCUAUGCAGGACAUCGAGAGAUUCUGUUCUCGUAUUCUGGAUCUGGGGAUUUUACAGCCCUUCAGUGACUGCAUCAGGGAGCCAUCCACAGGAAGUGACGUCACAGAUAAGCCCACUUUCAGUAAGGAUCAACUGUACACCUGGGCUCCAAUGGGUCAGCAUGACAUCAGAACACCUGGGCGGUUGCAAAGAAUUUGGCCUCCGACCCUUACUGCUGCACAGGAUGGAUCCACGGGGCAAUCUGGAAGUGUUCUGGAAGGGUCUUCCGUUUCCAUUCAGGAGCUAGAGCAAACAAUUGAAGAGUUACUUGAGAAAAUAUCAGAAAUAGAAAAAGAUAAUCAUGUUGUGGAUGGAAAACUUGGAAGGAAGGAUCGAGAAGUGGCUGGUUUUAAUCAAACCAUCAAACAGACUAAAGUAAACGGACAACGUGUUCUGCAUCAUGUAAAAGCCAUUCAGACCUCGCCUGUUGAGGAAGCCUUCAAAUUUCCAGUGCCUUUAUCACACCAAUCACAGACUCCCAAAUUAAGUGACAGUGCCACUUCACCAAUGGGAUUACCCUAUACCUGUAGCUGCCAAAGAACCACUUCUCAACCACUAUCAACACCACCACCCCCUCAACUCCCUCCUCCCCCACCACUUCCAGGUAUGACUCUACCAAAACCCACAGGUGUGAUCCCACCUCCACCUCCUCUGCCAGGUUUUGUUCCGCCACCUCCAGUUGUUGGCAAAGCUCCACCCCCUCCUCCACUCCCAGGCAUGGUCCCACCUCCUCCACCUCCACUUCCAGGUAUGGCCCCACCUCCUCCACCUCCACUCCCAGGCAUGACGCCACCCCCUCCUCCCCCUCCUCCUGGCUGUGGACCUCCAGCGCCCCCUCUUCCACCUGGAAUUGGACCUCCACCACCCUUCAUGGGUAUGGGGCCUCCAGGCAUGGCCCAUGAGUCUGUCCCCCUGAAGGCUGUCAUUGAGCCUCCACGACCAAUGAAACCACUCUACUGGACCCGGAUUCAGCUUCAUGCCAAAAAGGAUGCCAAAAGUGCUUUGGUGUGGGAGAAUGUUCAAGAGCCAUCAGUAGACUUUGACGAAUUUGUGGAAAUGUUUGCCAAAAGUGCAGUCAAGGAAAAGAAGAAACCUAUCUCAGAUACAAUAACCAAAUCGAAGGCCAAACAGGUAGUCAAGCUUCUGAGUAACAAACGUUCUCAAGCGGUGGGGAUUCUGAUGUCCAGUCUUCAUUUAGAUAUGAAAGACAUUCAGAAUGCCAUCUUGAACAUGGACUGCACAGUGGUGGAUCUGGAGACGCUCCAGGCUCUGUAUGAAAACAGAGCUCAGAAAGAGGAGAUGGACCAGAUCGAGAAACAUGUCAAGUCUUCCAAAGACAAAGAAAAACCAAAACCACUGGACAAGCCUGAACAGUUUCUGCUGCAGCUGUCAGAGGUUCCUCAGUUCUCAGGGCGGGUUUUUUGUAUUCUCUUCCAGUCCACCUUCACAGAGUGUGUUACAUCAGUUCAGCGCAAGCUAGAAACCCUUGGGAGAGUCUGUACGGCUCUACAAUCAGGCCAAGCUGUCCUGCAGAUCCUAGGUUUGGUUCUAGCUUUUGGGAACAUCAUGAAUGGGGGCAACCGGAGCAGAGGACAGGCAGACGGAUUUUCCCUUGACAUCUUGCCCAAAUUAAAAGAUGUCAAGAGCAGUGAUAAUUCUCAGAGCCUCCUGUCCUACAUAGUUGCUUACUAUCUGCGACACUUUGAUGAGGAUGCAGGUAAAGAAACGUGCACGUAUCCACUUCCAGAACCUCAGGAUCUAUUUCAGGCAUCGCAGAUGAAGUUUGAAGAUUUUCAACGUGACCUCCGCAAGCUACGGAAAGAUCUAAAUGCCUGUUCAGCAGAAAGAGAAAAGGUGUGUAAUAUCUCAUCUGAUGAGCACCUGCAGCCCUUUAAGGACAAAAUGGAUGAUUUUCUAACUAAAGCCAAAACAGAGCUGGAGCUCCAGGAAAAACAGCUCACUGACACGCAGAGGAUUUUUCUGGAGCUGAGCGUGUUUUUCUCGGUCAAGCCUAAGGCGGGAGAGAAAGAGGUUUCACCGAACACAUUCUUCACAGUGUGGCAUGAGUUUUCAUCAGAUUUCAAGGAGCUGUGGAAGAGAGAGAAUAAAAGCCUCCUGCAGGAGCGGUUGAAAGCUGCAGAAGAGACUUUCAAACAAGCACGAGAGAAGGCUACCUACAACGUUAAACCUAAACAAGCAUCAGGAAUCAAAGCUAAGCUGGGCCAGAAGAUGUGAAAUUCUGCUAAACCGAAUCCCUCAAGACUCGUUUAUGUGUCUGUUUGUUCUUUCUUUUUUUUAAAUAAUAAGUUACUUCAGCGUAAACUUAAUAGCCGUGAGAUUAAAUGUUUAAUGUUAUUGUAUGAUUGGAAUACAUUUGUCAUUUCUGUAUUUUUUAAUAUUGACAAUCCAAGCUUGAAGUGCCCAUAAAGUUCAGAAACUUUA
Molecule: messenger RNA, 4640 nt
Organism: Danio rerio (zebrafish)
Lineage: Eukaryota; Metazoa; Chordata; Actinopteri; Cypriniformes; Danionidae
Source: RefSeq, a predicted model, not a curated record